AUCAACAGAUAGGAAACAGGUGUGUGUGUGUUUCUCUAGACGGUAUAUUAACUGGGCUUUGACCGUGAACUAGUCCACUCAGAACCGAUACCAGGACUCCUGAUAGCUACUGCAGAACAACUUGUUGCCAUCAUGCUGUUUGUCUGGUUCUGUGUUUUUGUUUCUGCUUUCACCGGUCGCUUUGUAACAGAACAAUCUCCUCCUCCAGGUGACUAUAUAGACGUCCCGGUGAACCGCACCGAUGUUUUAGAAGCAGCGUGGUUUGCUGUGGAUGAAUUCAACAAAGGCCCCUCAAUCUACAUGUUUAAUUUCACAAUUGUGGAGAUAACAUCGGCUAAAAUGCAGGUUGUUGGAGGAUUUAACUACUUCCUGGAAAUGCUCCUGGGACCUGCAACGUGCCAGACGGUCAACGCUGCUGCUAUCAAAGGCAACGCUGCUCCUAAUGAAUGUCCUUUCAAGGCAAGUUUAAGAUAUCAGGUUGUGUAUAAAACUCAGAACUACACCUUAAAGCCCAUCACUGGUCUGUCCCCGUGCAUCAAUGUCAUGUUUAACAGGAUGCACUAAUUGUUUGCCUUUUCU
Molecule: messenger RNA, 579 nt
Organism: Etheostoma cragini (Arkansas darter)
Lineage: Eukaryota; Metazoa; Chordata; Actinopteri; Perciformes; Percidae
Product: cystatin-C-like
Exons: 2
Coding region: 133-564 (143 amino acids)
Molecular function (GO): cysteine-type endopeptidase inhibitor activity
Source: RefSeq, a predicted model, not a curated record